Molecule: messenger RNA, 590 nt
Organism: Lactuca virosa
Lineage: Eukaryota; Viridiplantae; Streptophyta; Magnoliopsida; Asterales; Asteraceae
Source: the annotation of a GenBank genome assembly
AUGAGAUAUGUGAAGCCACCUAUUUUUACACUAUGUGUUGGGAAUGCAUGGGGAGAAGCUGCAUUACUAUUGGCUGCUGGAGCAAAGGGAAAUCGGUCAGCAUUGCCCUCAUCAACCAUCAUGAUAAAACAGCCAAUUGCAAGAUUUCAAGGUCAAGCAACUGAUGUUGAGAUUAUGAGAAAGGAAAUAAAGAAUGUGAAGACUGAAUUGGUGAAACUGUAUGCAAAGCAUAUAGGGAAGACAACAGAGCAGAUCGAAGAGGAUAUAAGGCGUCCAAAAUAUUUUAGUCCUAGUGAGGCUGUUGAAUAUGGAAUCAUUGAUAAGGUUAUUUAUAAUGAAAGGGGGAGCGAAGAUAGAGGAGUGCUUUCGGAUUUGAGGAAAGCACAACUACUUUGAGAUCAUUGGUUUAAAAAAAUUUAAAUAUUGGUCAUAUGGGUUUGUAAUAGGGAAAGGUAGUUUGAAAGUCCAAAAUAUUUUUGAUAGUUCAACUAUGUGUUUCUUGAAAUUCUUUUCAUGAUAAAGUUGUUUUGCUAUGUAAGUGAUUUGAUAUACCUUUAUCCCUACAAAAAUGAAUGAUGAUCACACUGGAU